AUUCAGUCCCUGUAUUUCACACUGUGCUCCCACUGUUGAAGGAGAAUGGCCCGGACCAAGCAGACAGCGCGUAAAUCGACCGGAGGGAAAGCUCCUCGCAAACAGCUGGCUACCAAAGCGGCGCGGAAGAGCGCUCCAGCUACGGGCGGAGUGAAGAAGCCUCAUCGCUACAGGCCCGGCACCGUGGCUCUGAGGGAGAUCCGGCGCUACCAGAAAUCCACCGAGUUGCUCAUCCGCAAACUGCCCUUCCAGCGCCUGGUGCGGGAGAUCGCUCAGGACUUCAAGACAGACCUGCGCUUCCAGAGCUCGGCAGUCAUGGCCCUGCAGGAGGCCAGCGAGGCUUACCUGGUGGGGCUCUUUGAGGACACCAACCUGUGCGCAAUCCACGCCAAGCGAGUCACCAUCAUGCCCAAAGACAUCCAGCUGGCCCGCCGCAUCCGCGGGGAGCGCGCCUAAACUCCACCUCUCCACCAACAACAAACGGCUCUUUUAAGAGCCACUAAUCCGG
Amblyraja radiata (thorny skate) is the source of this 508-nucleotide messenger RNA. RefSeq names its product histone H3. Gene Ontology annotation, molecular function: protein heterodimerization activity; DNA binding; structural constituent of chromatin. The record is from RefSeq and is a predicted model, not a curated record. Bases 46 to 456 code for a protein of 136 amino acids. NCBI's taxonomy places the organism in Eukaryota, Metazoa, Chordata, Chondrichthyes, Rajiformes, Rajidae. The transcript has a single exon. Gene Ontology annotation, cellular component: nucleosome.